This is a messenger RNA of Salmo salar (Atlantic salmon), 1437 nucleotides long. NCBI's taxonomy places the organism in Eukaryota, Metazoa, Chordata, Actinopteri, Salmoniformes, Salmonidae. The record is from RefSeq and is a predicted model, not a curated record.
CCUCCCUCCCCUCCUCUGAUCAUAAAGGACAAAACACUCUGUCCUGAGUUUAGAACCCUUUACAGUUGCUGAGGUGUUAACACUGUUGGUCAUCCUCUGCUCAUCAUCAACCAAUCAUGCGGUCUGCUCUGAUCCUUCUGCUGUGUGUCCUGGGAGCAGCCCUGUGGUCCGCCGCAUUGGCCAACAAUGCAAAUGUUCCUGUAGAAUGCUGUUUCAAGUAUUACCCAAGAAAAAUCCCCAGACAUUCCGUCAGGGAAUAUGAAAUGACCAGAUCUGACUGCUCUAAGAGGGCAGUCAUCUUGGUCACAAAAAAGAACUUCCGCUUCUGUGCCAAUCCAGAUGACCCUUCGAUUGAGAAGAUCAUGAAGUCCAUUGAUGAGAGUAAAUUCUAGUAACCACUUCCCAGGAAGAAGGCUAAUGUCUAAACAUGUCAACUCCUGCUCCUACUUCCUUUUCAGCUAUGUGUAAAAUAACUGUUUUUACAUGUAGUGACAAAGUGUCAAUUGAUAUGCUAGCAAUCAUGAUAAUUUAGUAUAUGUGUAACACGUGUAUCAGAUGUAAUGAUCAUGUUAUGAACAUGAAAUAUAUUUUAUCACUCAACAAAAGGGUUUACCAAGGGAAACUUCCAAAAGGACUAAUUUGAGUCAGAAAGGAGUUGGAGCACUCCACAAAAAAAGGCAGAGAGGAAUUUCUUAUUUGGAUGAGUACAGGUGACUGACGUUUCAAUGUCAAGCUGACGUCUUCCUCAGAGUGACCGGACAAUUUCACUUAACUCCUAUUUGUAGCCUACUGAGACACAUCAAUGUAAAAAUAAGGUCAAAAUCACUAAAUAAUAAUUAUACAAAUCUGGUGUCUUGUUGUUGACCAAUAGGUCAUAUAUAAAAAUCAAUGAUCUACCUUGGGGGUAUUUGAGUGUCUGUGAAAAGGGAGGCACAAAGACCCCAAAAAUCAAGGCAGCUACAUUAGAAAAACCCAAACCUUGAAUCAUGUUGUUUUCAUUUUUACAUUGUUGUGUCUCAGUAGGCGACUAUGCUAUAAAUAGAGUUAAAUGCAAUGGUCAGGUCACUCUGAGGACGAUGUCAGCUUGACGUCGAAACAUCAGUCACCUGUACUCAUCCUGAACAACGGAUUAAAGUGAGCAAAUAAUAAAUGAAUUUCUGCCUUUUUUUGUUGAGUUCUCCAAAUUUUUUCUGCCUCAAAUUAGUCCUUUAGGCAGUUUAUCUUGGUAAGCCUUUUUGUUGGAAUUUUGUCAUUGUCAAACAUCCCUUCUCCCUUUAUGUGUUUGCUGUAGCGCGGACGCCUUCCUGAUCUCUCAUCUAUACUUCAUCCCUUUUUUAGAAGCUGUCAUUUUCUUCUCUCACAAACAUUUAUCAUGUGUGAAUAAUACUGCAUGUAGUGGCUGUCUUUUGUCUGGAACAAUAAAAUAUACCACUUUUA